Molecule: messenger RNA, 3328 nt
Organism: Daldinia caldariorum
Lineage: Eukaryota; Fungi; Ascomycota; Sordariomycetes; Xylariales; Hypoxylaceae
Product: glycoside hydrolase family 3 protein
Exons: 4
Coding region: 654-3158 (834 amino acids)
Biological process (GO): glucan catabolic process
Molecular function (GO): beta-glucosidase activity
Source: RefSeq, a predicted model, not a curated record
CAGUUUGGAUUCCGCCGCGGAUUCCAGUCAGAGAUGGGCUGACGAUAUUAGCAAGUACGUCAACCAACAGAAGAGGAAGAUGAUUUUUGGUAGCGUUGUGGGGAAGUUCUAGGUCGCAUGCUUCUACUUCUAUAUCCAGCGCUUGAGUUUCGUGUUUGAGACAUUAGAUAUACUGGAGUUACGGGAGUGAGCCGGUAAAGGUAUUCCUAAGAUCAUCAGCGACGCAUAGACUUUAAGGGUCCAAUGCCACUACGGCUACUUUAUCGCGUCUUGUCAAAGCAUUAUAGUUCCCUUAAAGAAAGGGCCAAAUUGGAGAGGCGGCUUACGCCGUUAAGAUACUUUUCUGACUUUACCCCUAGACGGUAGAUAUCCUGCAUUCUGCCGUAAAUGAACGACCUAAUUAGGCAAAUCAACACUUCGUUUAAACUAACCCAGAGCUAGCUUUAUUUAUUUUUUAGAUUGAUUCCCUGCGGGACCAUGCAUUUCUGGUCUAUACAUAGGGUAAUUAGCUUCGAUCUAGAUUUCAAUGAUGUGAUUGCCACCAGCUUAUGUAUGAAAUAAUAAACCUACGCUCACCUCCACGCUUUCUUAGACCCCGUAAUCUCUUGUCUAUGACCUUUAGCAGGGCCAAAUAGGGAAAUCAUAUAGACAUCAUGCGAAUCUUAUCAGCUUCUCUGGUUUCUAUAGCUGCUCUUGGUAGCGCUCAGAAAGCUACGUUCGAGCUUUCGUACCCCUCGCCAUGGGGAACGGGAGGUCCGGGAUGGGAUGAGGCGUACGAAAAAGCGAGGGAAUUCGUUAGCAAACUUACGCUGCUCGAGAAGGUUAACUUAACGACCGGUACUGGCAACCAAGCGGAUCUGUGUACGGGGAAUACUGGCUCGGUACCGAGGCUCAAUUUCCGCCACCUAUGUCUACAGGAUGGGCCUGUGGGGGUUAGGUAUACCGAUUUGAACUCGGUGUUCCCGGCGGGUAUUAGUGCGGCAGCAACAUGGUCGCGAUCUCUCCUUCGAAAACGGGGAGAAGCAAUUGGCCAGGAAUUCAGUGGUAAAGGCAUAGAUAUCCACCUAGGCCCCGUAGUUGGCCCCUUAGGGCGGGACCCCGCCGGAGGCCGAAACUUCGAAGCUUUCGGACCAGACCCGUACCUCUCCGGCGUAGCGGUCGCAGAAACGAUUAUUGGUGCGCAGAGCGCGGGGGUAAUAGCUAGUGUUAAACACUAUAUCCUGAACGAGCAGGAACACUUCCGCAGCGGUAUCAGUUCAAAUCUCGACGACAGGACGAUGCACGAGGUGUACCUGUGGCCGUUCGCAGACGCUGUGCGUGCGGGCGUCGGAAGCGUUAUGUGUUCGUACAAUCAGAUCAACAAUACCUAUGCGUGCGAGAACUCGUACGUGCUGAACAAGCUGCUGAAGAACGAGCUUGGUUUCCAGGGGUUCGUUGUCACCGACUGGGGCGCUCACCAUACUAGCGUCGCAAGCGCUCUCGCGGGUUUGGAUAUGUCUAUGCCCGGGGAGGGAUUCGGAGCGGGCAAGUACGGAUCGUACUGGGGUGGAGCACUGACCGAGGCGGUGCUUAGCGGUGCUGUCCCUCAGUGGCGACUUGAUGAUAUGGUUAUUCGUAUCAUGGCAGCUUUCUAUAAGGUAGGGCGGGACACGAAGCAAGUCGAUAUCAACUACUCUUCCUGGACGACUGAGACGACGGGAUACCGGUACUGGGCUGCUAAACAAGGAAAUACCACGGUGAAUUACCAUGUAGAUGUGCAAGCCGACCAUGGUGAACUGAUCAGGGAGAUUGGCGCAAAGGCGGCGGUGUUGCUUAAGAAUGUUGGAAGAGCCCUCCCCUUGGUCAAGCCAGAGAGUAUCGCUGUCAUCGGCGAGGACGCACAGGAUAACCCCGACGGGCCUAACGGGUGCGUGGACCGCAUCUGCAAUAACGGGACGCUUGCGAUGGGCUGGGGCUCGGCGACAGCCGAAUACCCCUAUUUGAUCUCGCCGGCAGCUGCACUCGAGAAGCAGGCGAAGGCUGAUGGUACGGCAUUUACGAACAUUAAGGGGAAUUUUGACCUCGAUGCUGCUAAAGCAGCUGCUAGCAACGCAUCUGUUGCGAUUGUCUUCGCUAAUGCCGAUUCAGGAGAGGGAUAUACGACAUUAGACGGUAAUUUUGGAGACCGUAAUAAUCUCACCCUUUGGAAGGGAGGUGAUGAGCUGAUUAAGGCGGUUUCGUCGGUUAACCCUAACACUGUAGUUGUUAUCCAUAGUGUUGGCCCGGUCCUAAUCGACCACAUCAAGAUAAAUCCCAACGUGAGCGCUAUCGUAUGGGCCGGGCUUCCAGGUCAGGAAUCGGGUAACUCGUUAACAGACGUACUAUACGGCAGGGUUAACCCGCAAGGCCGAACCCCUUUUACCUGGGGCAAAGGGGCGAAAGACUGGGGGGUAUCGACCCUGUUCAACUCGACAUCAUCCGAGCCGCAGCAGGACUUUGCAGAAGGCUUGUUCAUCGACUACCGGUACUUCGACCGCGAAGAAAUCGAGCCGAGCUUCGAGUUCGGCUUCGGUCUGAGUUACACUAACUUCACGUACUCGAACAUAACUGCCACUCUCAGCAACUCGGGACUGUAUAAGCCUGCAUACGGGGCCACGUCCCCGGCGCCUACGUACGGCGAGCUGGAUUGGGACCCGAAGAAUGCGGUUACCCCCGAGGGCUUUUCCAAGAUCCCCAGAUUCAUUUACCCCUAUAUCGACAACCCGAACAUUGCGAACACGACGGAAAGAAUUCCUCCGGGUGGCCAUAACGCUUCUGCGCAGCCGAUCCUACCGGCAGGCGGUCCGUCGGGGGGGAAUCCCGAGUUAUACAAAACCCUCUACGUUAUCAGCGCGGACAUCACCAACAGCGGCGAAGUACCGGGGACCGAGAUCCCGCAGCUGUAUAUCUCGCACGGCGGCCCCGCGGACCCAAAGGUCGUGCUGCGCGGCUUCGACGAGGUGUACCUCGGGCCCGGCGAGACGAAGACGGUCGUGUUCAACGCGACGUACCGCGACCUGAGCAGCUGGAGCCCCGAGGAGGAGGACUGGCGUGUUACGUCGUACCCGAAGACAGCGUAUGUGGGGGCGAGCUCGAGGGAUCUCAGGUUGGAGAAGAUAUUGCCGCUACCUAGGGCCUAGCUACUUGUUAAGGUCUUGGAGCUCUUGGGGAGCUCUUCCUUCUCUUGGUAAGCCUUUUGUGAAAAAGGAGAGGUAGCCUAGGAUUAUGAUGAAUGAAUAUAUGCCGUGAUAUGCGAGGAUAUUAAGCGAAGCCCUAUCUUCUAUUUGGUGUGCGGGCUUGGUGAUACUGG